Molecule: messenger RNA, 2816 nt
Organism: Gadus macrocephalus (Pacific cod)
Lineage: Eukaryota; Metazoa; Chordata; Actinopteri; Gadiformes; Gadidae
Product: tumor necrosis factor receptor superfamily member 10B-like
Exons: 10
Coding region: 134-1423 (429 amino acids)
Biological process (GO): TRAIL-activated apoptotic signaling pathway; positive regulation of apoptotic process
Cellular component (GO): plasma membrane; cell surface
Molecular function (GO): protein binding
Source: RefSeq, a predicted model, not a curated record
CACACUCUCACCGGGUGGUGUGUUGACUUCAUACACUCCCUUUCUCACCGGGAAGUGUCUUCAUUAGAAAGCCGUCCGACCUCGAAACAAGCGUAGGCCUACUAGAACGGCCGAAUCCGCUGAACGACAAAACAUGAAUAAAGGCAUCCUUUUGAAGGCUUGUUUGCGUGUGUCUGUGUUUUUCUCUGUGGCCCUCCUCUGUGAAGCCCUGCCCACUCCUCCACCGGGCACCAAUCCAAUCAGGGCUGAACUGCUGCGCCAACGCUCCUGCCCUGAAGGCCUGUACCCGUCAGCGAGCCUGUGCUGCCUCAACUGCCCCGCUGGCGAACACCAGGUCUCCCCGUGCUCCAGUGACCGGGGGAGCAGUGUGUGCUCAGAGUGUCCCAUGGGGACGUUCACGGAGCACAGCAACCACCUGCGCACCUGUCUCACCUGCACCCGGUGCCCCCCAGACCAUGAAGAGGUGCAGCCCUGCUCCCCCACCAACAACACGGUGUGCCGGUGUAAGUCCGGGUACUUCUGCGCCCACGACCAGGCCUGCGAGGUGUGUCAGCGGUGCAGGAGCUGUAACGACGGAGAGACGCGGGUGAAGAGCUGCACUGCCCACUCCAACAGCGAAUGCGCCAAGACCUCGACGCCCGGUACCCCAAUGGAGGGUAGGUCUCCUGAUUCAGGCUCAUCCCCCCUGGCGCUCUGGUGGAUUCUAGGCGUACUAGCGAUCAGUGGGGCUGUUUUUGGCAUCUGGGUCUACAAGAAAAGGAGACCUUGGUUGACAUGCCUGCCUAGCCUGUCACCAGGCCAGUCUCAGCAGGGUGCCACAAGGCAUGGAUCCCUCGAGAUCGCGCAGAACGCCCAUAACGUGUUGGUGGAAGUCCCCCUGCUGCCCUCUGAAGAGCCCCGAAGCAACGGCUCGGUCAACGAAGAUGACCCUGGUCUGGGCAGCAGCAGCUCUGAGACCAGCCUCACGGUCCAGCUCCCCAAUACGUACACCUCGAGGCCCCCUCCGCCUGCCUGUCCGGUGGCCGUCUACCGAGUUCGCCCUAGGACCCCCAGCCCGCCCUCUGCGAGGAAUGAGGACGAUUCUCUGCUUGUUCCUUUAAAUGGUGAGAAGUCUCUAAAGCUCUGCUUUGAGUAUUUUCACGUUGACAUGGAUUCCAAGGUUCACAAGAGAUUCUUCCGGAGCUUGGAUCUGAGCGACAACGCAAUCAACGACGCAAACAACGAGGACCGCGUGUAUGAGCUGCUGGACGUAUGGCUGCAAAGGGAAGGCCAAGAAGCUAAACUCCACCAUCUCCUGCAAAAACUCAGGGACUUGGAUCAGAACCGGACGGCAGACUCAAUCGUUGAAAAGGCCAUCGCUAACGGGCACUAUGAAAGAGGGGGGAUUUCACAUCCAUCUUAUUCGGGCAAAAGCGAUGAGUGAAUCAGACCUGGGGGGUCUUGCUUGGGGACUUUCUUGGGCUUUUCUGAAACUCCUUAAGAAAAAUUAAAUAAAGGUCCAACUGGAUAAAUGCGGUGAGGGGGGAAUUCCAAGAGGACCCUGUCCAUCGGAACAAACCCUGGGUGAUGGGGCUUCUCUUUUUCCUGUGUCCACCACUGUUUUCGUGGUGAACAUAAAACGUUUACUUACUUGUGAUAUGAGGUCAAAAGGUUCUCAGGGUCAUGCGGUGGUAACCUACUAGCCUUAAAGGUGUGUUCCAAUCGGCCGUAGUGAAGGAUGUUCGUCUUCCUCGUUAUGUAGGAUAGAUUAAGCAAUUUUGUGAAACAAAAUAAUUGUUAAGUUGUAAACUAACUGAUUGCUCAAAGUUUUAUAACAAAUGGACUUAACACCCGGGAUACCCCAAUCUCAGGGAAAGCUACCGAGUGCUGCAUUGCGCAUAUAACAUUCACAGUGCUCACUCAAUAACAGAUAAAUAUCUGUGUGCAUCUAUAUUAUCAUAUUGAUACGUACAGAGACUGAAAUCUAGGAACCUAGCUCAACCUGCCUUCCUAAGCACUUUAAAAGCUUACUCAUGGGCAAUUGUGUCAGUUAACGCCUUCAGUAUUUAACCUGAAGGUGAUGACGUAGUGCUCGCCUCUGAUGGAUACUCACCAUUCAGACUAAGCCGACGCAGAAUAGAGUUUCGUUAAAAUGACGACUCUGGGAUAGCCCAACGAGGCCUCCCAGAGGGUGGGUGACAAGCAAUGUGAAAAAACAGGGCUCUCUAUCAGGAGACUCCAUGACCUCACCUGCCUCACAAGAGGAUGCAUUUGUGCAAAAAAGUAUUUAUACAUUUGAUAUUUAUGGAACUUAUUUCACACGAGGGCCACAUUGAUCAAAUGUUUAGAAAUAUUUAUUUUUGUAAUGUUUUGUGUAUAAUCGAUGUGACACAGCCCAGGGACAUGCCUUGUCCUUGUUCUAGUAGCCUUAUUUAUACCUUGAUACACAUGAAGAGUAUGAAUUUGGUACAACUGAAACACAUUUCAGUUCAUACUGUGCCUAUUUCCUGCCGAUAUCAUUCUUGGUAAUCGCUGUGAAUGAACAAAGGCGCCUUGUUGAACGAAUGAACAAUUCUACAUGUCUAACGUACAUGAUGAAAUUAAAAUGUUCAAGCUCCGUUAGACGGUUGUGCUUCCAGCACACCCCUCUACGGUCGAUUUUACAACUUUGCAUUCACUACCCUGUGAACUGUGGAGGAAAAAAACCUUUUGACAAACUUUCUUUUCCAGUUUUUUUUUUUUCGUAUUUAUCUCAUCAAACACGUGCUGUUGUUUUUUUUUAUCAAACGCUGUUGGAUAACAAAUUAGAGCAAAUUAAAUAAAGCUUGUUUCAGCGA